AUGGAAGCCUCCGGACAUUCCGCGACUUCAACACCUAGGUGCAUGCGAGGAAUAACAUUAAUUCACGUUGGGAAACGUAUUUAUCGCGUUCCUACCACCUCGAUUCCGAAUAACACUGUCGCCAAUCAUACGAUGUUAGCCCGUCAAUUUUCGGCUAUUGAAAGUUCCGAAGCUAAAAAUGAAACUAGAGGUGAAGCCGUAGAUGAUAAUGACAAAAUAUUAAAUGAAGAAAUUACAAUUAGUCUCACAUAUCCUCAACAUCUACAAAAAUUUAUAUUUGGAAAGAGUGGGUCUACAUUAAAUCAAAUUCAACGCGACUCGAGAACUACAAUCACAAUACAGCGCGGAGACGAUAAUGUUGUAAUUAAGGGUACAAAAAAAAAUGUGGAAAAGGCUAAGAAACGUAUAGAAAAUGCUGUUAAAUGGGGAGUUGACAGGUUACAACCAACUCAUUUUAUUUCUCUACCGCUUACGGACCUACUCCUUCAGCAGAAAGUUGCUGAUUUCCAAUCGGAAGUAGCUUCACUUGCUAUUCCCAAUAUAGAUAAAUCAAUAUUUAUCAAACCAGCUUCAUUACAUCUCACUAUGGGUGUGUUAAAUCUACAUAUGAAAGAGGACAUCGAAAGUGCUGUACGAUUGCUUAAAAGUUUAAGUGCAGAGAUUUAUGACUUGGUAGGCACACAAUCUGUAGUUGCCAAAUUGUUAGGAAUAGCAAUCAUGGAAAAUGACCCUGAGAAAGCGAAUGUUAUAUAUGCAAAGGUAGAGGAGUCUGAAGGUCGAGACGUUAUUAUUAAAAUAGCAGAAUUUUUAACAACCAAGUUCACGGAAGCAGGUUACAUGAAGAAGGAAAAUCGUCCAUUCAAGCUUCAUACAACAUUAAUAAAUACUAGUCACCGAAAAUUCGCAAGUAAGGAUAAAUAUAAACGGAAUCGUCGAAUACCAUUUUCUGCCAUCCAAAUUCUUAAUAAAUACGCAGAUAUUGAUUAUGGAACGAGUAAGAUUGAAAAAAUUCAUAUUUCAAAAAUUGGUGCUUACGAUGAAAGUGGGAUGCAUAGGAGCGAAGGACAUAUCAAUUUGCCAUAG
Messenger RNA from Dentiscutata heterogama, 1083 nucleotides. The record is from the annotation of a GenBank genome assembly. NCBI's taxonomy places the organism in Eukaryota, Fungi, Glomeromycota, Glomeromycetes, Diversisporales, Gigasporaceae.